AAGGUCCAUGAAAAUUCUCAUACUUCAGCACAGCCUUGAGUUGGAGGCUCUGGUUACGGCACUAUCAUAUAAAGUAGACACUCACUAUGCACCAAAAAUCAUAAACACAUCACAUACCCACUUGUGUUGCUCAUUACAAACUGUUUUCCCAGAUAACCUUGAAUGACAAGAUACCCUUGAAUGAAAAAAUUCUGCAAUUAAAUUAAUAGUAAAUAAAUACUCAUCUUUUGCGUCACCGGUAUCUAUUUUAGUUCGAGGGUUUCUGUUAAAAUUGUUCAAUAAAGACAAAGUAACCCUUUUAUUUUCCUUUCCUUUGAUCACUGACCCAAUUCAUGGAUGAUUCAAUUGCACUCAAUCUCCUAGUCUUUAUUGUUUAUUCUCAGAUCCUUUCCUCACCUAAUCAUGCUCCUAUUUCCCCACUAAUCACCUAGGUUUUGGCGAGGGUUAGAUUGAAACAUAUCAGGUUUGAACUGGUCAGUGGAAUUUAAUAUUUUGAGGUAAACCCCAUCUCUUUGCGGCUUGUUUCCUUGGUGAGUGAGGUCAUCCAUCUCAUAGGUGACAUCCCAGGUUUCCAUUUUUUUUAAAGUUUGAUUAUUUUUAAGAAUAUCUGAAGAGAUUAUGUCUCCAAUAAGGAAGUUGGUUGUUGGAAGAUUUGUAUUUUACUCCUUUCAUUUUAUCACAUUUUUCAUCCUCUGUAAUUAAAAAAAGGAAGAUAUUUUAGGUGGGGUUUGUACUGUGGCAUUGUUAGGAGUAUCUUGGGAGUGAACAAUUUGUUGAUGGAUCAACAUAGAAGUGAGGUAUUGGAUCCGGUUCAUGAUGGGAAUUUGAGCCAUUCGGCUGAAGGGGUUGCAAUUGCAAGAGAUAAUAUAAGUGGAGAAGCUGGUACUUCAGGAGAGGUGGGUGAGGAUUUGGGAUCUGAUAAGGAGCCAAAGGAGGAAGUUAAGGGUCAAGACAAGCGUGAUCAAGAAAAUAUUAGUGAUAAUUUACCUGGGGUUGAUCAGGGAACUAGUUAUAAUUCAAGGCAUUUGGCUAAUCAGGAAGUGAUUGAAACUGUGGUUGUAAUUGAGUCUGUUCAGACCGAGUAUGCCAAUGAAGAUAAUAGGAAAUUGGAAGCAAUAGUUGAUGAAUCAGGGUUAAGCUUGGUGUCCAUGAAAACACCAAAAGGGGUGUCUGAAACUGAUAAAAAUUCAUGUGUGAUUGAUAUAAAGUGCAGCAGCCGCAAAGAGUUUUAUGAGAGUUCUGAAGGUGAAAGGAUUUGUAGGAUUUGCCAUCUGACUUCUGGGCAGUCAUUGAAUGCAACAACUGUUGGCACUGUUGAGAGUGCUACAAGCGAAGAUUUGAUUCAGCUUGGUUGUGCGUGUAAAGACGAGCUAGGCAUUGCACACGGUCAUUGUGCUGAGGCGUGGUUCAAGCUUAAGGGGAACAGGUUAUGUGAAAUAUGUGGUGAGGCUGCAAAAAAUGUCUCAGGUGUUACUAGUAAUGCAUUUAUGGAUGAGUGGAAUGAAAGAAGGUUUGUUGACAUCGAUGGUAACUCGUCCCACAGGGUUGUGAGAUGCUGGAGAGGACAGCCAUUUUGUAACUUCUUGAUGGCAUGCCUGGUAAUAGCAUUUGUUCUGCCGUGGUUUUUUCGUGUAAAUAUGUUCUAGCUGCUGAAUCAAACUCUAUUAUUCUUGUCUCGAAUUCUUCAUACUCAGCUCACUAACAUAGUGAAUGAAUGAUUGGUUUGUGGCAUACAUACUGUGGCAUCAGCACAUUUUACUGGGUUAUUAAUGCCUAAAUUAACCACAUGUCCAAGUUAACAUUCUGAAGGUGUGUUCCCUGAAGGUGUGAGAUAUAGUUGACAUUCUUAAGAUGUCCAUAUGAAGAAAUUACCAGCUUGACAUGUGAGAUAGCCAAAUUGUUUCCUGGAUGCCUUCUUUGGAGUGUGUAUGAUGUUCUGAGGUAAAUAUAUACAGAGAGAGAGAGAGAGCAUGUCUUACAUUUGGUGGUAAUAGAUCUUAUUUGUAAAAAUUAAGUAAAGAAUUUGAUGCAAAACAAACAAAAAGAGCCUCUUUUUGUUUUCCUUUC
Molecule: messenger RNA, 2067 nt
Organism: Glycine soja
Lineage: Eukaryota; Viridiplantae; Streptophyta; Magnoliopsida; Fabales; Fabaceae
Exons: 2
Coding region: 777-1646 (289 amino acids)
Molecular function (GO): zinc ion binding
Source: RefSeq, a predicted model, not a curated record